AUGUCUGAGCAACAGAAGGUUUUGGGCAUGCCGCCCUUCUUGGCAGACUUCUUGAUGGGUGGUGUCUCUGCCGCCGUCUCGAAGACUGCCGCCGCUCCCAUCGAGCGUGUCAAGCUUCUUAUCCAGAACCAGGAUGAGAUGUUGAAGACUGGCCGCCUGGACCGCAAGUACAACGGUAUCGCCGACUGCUUUCGACGAACCACCGCCGAUGAGGGUGUCAUGUCCCUAUGGCGUGGUAACACUGCCAACGUUAUCCGAUACUUCCCCACUCAGGCCUUGAACUUCGCUUUCCGUGACAAGUUCAAGAAGAUGUUCGGCUUCAAGAAGGAGCGUGACGGAUACGCCUGGUGGAUGGCUGGUAACUUGGCCUCCGGUGGUGCUGCUGGUGCCACUUCGCUCCUUUUCGUCUACUCUCUAGAUUACGCCCGUACCCGUCUGGCCAACGAUGCCAAGAACGCUAAGAAGGGCGGUGAGCGUCAAUUCAACGGUCUCGUUGACGUCUACCGAAAGACCCUCGCCUCUGAUGGUCUUCCCGGUCUGUACCGUGGCUUCAUGCCUUCGGUCGCUGGUAUCGUCGUCUACCGUGGUCUUUACUUCGGUCUGUACGACUCGAUCAAGCCCGUCGUCCUGACUGGCUCUCUCCAGAACAACUUCCUCGCCUCUUUCAUCCUCGGUUGGUGUGUCACCACCGCUGCCGGUAUCGCCUCUUACCCUCUUGACACUAUCCGACGUCGUAUGAUGAUGACCUCCGGUGAGGCCGUCAAGUACAACGGUACCCUGGAUGCUGCCCGCCAGAUCGUUGCCAAGGAAGGUGUCAAGUCUCUGUUCAAGGGUGCUGGUGCCAACAUUCUCCGUGGUGUUGCCGGUGCUGGUGUGCUGUCGAUCUACGAUCAGCUCCAGGUUCUCCUCUUCGGAAAGGCCUUCAAGGGUGGUUCCGGUUAA
Molecule: messenger RNA, 942 nt
Organism: Daldinia childiae
Lineage: Eukaryota; Fungi; Ascomycota; Sordariomycetes; Xylariales; Hypoxylaceae
Product: ADP,ATP carrier protein
Exons: 5
Coding region: 1-942 (313 amino acids)
Biological process (GO): mitochondrial ADP transmembrane transport; mitochondrial ATP transmembrane transport
Cellular component (GO): mitochondrial inner membrane
Molecular function (GO): ATP:ADP antiporter activity
Source: RefSeq, a predicted model, not a curated record